AUGGUAGUAGUAGCUGCUGCACCUGAUGAAACCCUCCCUGGCUGCACUUCCACUUGUGGAGAUAUCAAAGUUCCCUAUCCAUUCGGUAUAGGCUACUCAUCUACACAUGAUCAACAACCUUGUUUCUUGGAACCUAGCUUCAACCUCGUUUGCAACAACUCCAACUUAAUAUGGGGUAACGUCACAGUUUUAAACAUAAGCGUGGAAGCGCACCACAUGGACGUGAUGUUUUGGGUGGCACGGUUUUGCAAUGAUUCGAAUGACAACAUCCCUUGGAUGACAACAGCUUCGUUCAGCAUCUCAAGGAGCCAAAACAAGUUCCUAACUGUUGGCUGCGACGGUUAUGGCCUUCUCAAUAGCUUUUACGACAACAACACAUAUUCAACAGGGUGCUUAACGAGAUGUUAUGGCAACGACAUGGAGAUUGAUAACGGAACAUGUUCGGGCAUAGGGUGUUGCCAGGUUGAUAUUCCACCUCGCAUGAGGGAUAUCAGUGUAGAAGCAUUUCUCUUCUCCAAUUCAACGAGGGACUGGGGAAUGUGUAGUUAUUCCUUUGUUGCCAAACACGACUCGUACAAAUUUUCUACCACUGACUUGCAAAAUUUCACAUACGAGACUCUUCCUUUGGUUCUUGAUUGGACCGUAGGAGACAAAAAGUGUAGCGGUUUUGAGAGUAAUAGAGGAGAGUACGCGUGCAAGGAGAAUAGCCAUUGCAACGACACAGACACUGACUUUGGUUACCGAUGCACAUGUGAUGAUGGAUAUGAAGGAAACCCAUAUCUUGGCUGCACAGACAUUGACGAAUGUAAGACAGACAAUCAUACAUGCAUAAGUGAACAAAAUUGUCACAACACCGAGGGAUCCCACAUAUGUUUCUGUCCAGAUGGGCAAUCCGGAAAUGGAACAAAGGGAAUAGGGUGCCACAAAAAAGAUGUAGUAUCCAAGGUUCUCAUAGGAGUAGCAGCAACAAUUGUUAUUCUAGUUGUGGGGACUAGUUCAUUGUAUUUGAUAUACCAGAGAAAGAAACUCGUCAAACUUAGAGAGAAAUACUUUAAGCAGAAUGGCGGUUCCAUUUUGCUACAACAGCUCUCUACAAAAGAAAACUCCUCCCAUAUGACUCAAAUUUUCUCAGAAGAAGAACUAAAGAAAGCCACCAACAACUUUGACGAGAGCUUAAUCAUUGGUAGUGGAGGUUUUGGUACAGUUUUCAAAGGGUUUCUGGCAAAUAACAGAACUGUAGCCAUCAAAAAGUCCAAAAUAAUUGAUGAGAGCCAAAAGGAACAAUUCAUUAACGAAGUGGUUGUUUUAUCCCAAAUCAAUCAUAGGAAUGUGGUGAAACUCUUAGGAUGUUGUUUAGAGAGAGAGGUUCCUUUAUUGGUUUAUGAGUUUGUUGAAAGUGGUACCCUUUUUGAUUUUCUACACACCAAAAGAAAGAUAAAUAAUGAAACUUGGAAAACCCGACUAAGGAUAGCCGCAGAGGCAGCUGGAGCUUUAUCAUAUUUGCACUCUGCAGCCUCAAUACCUAUUAUCCACAGAGAUGUCAAAACAGCUAACAUCCUCUUGGAUAACACUUACACUGCCAAAGUGUCUGAUUUUGGAGCUUCAAGGCUAGUUCCACUUGAUCAAACUGAAGUAGCCACAAUGGUGCAAGGUACUUUUGGUUACCUGGAUCCAGAGUACUUGCUUACAAGCCAACUAACCGAGAAAAGUGAUGUCUACAGCUUUGGGGUAGUGCUUGUAGAGCUACUAACUGGGGAAAAACCUCAUUCCUUUGGCAGGCCAGAAGAAAAAAGAAGUCUUUCAAACCACUUUUUGUCUUGCUUGAAGGAGGAUCACCUGUUUGAUGUUCUUCAAGAUGGCAUUGUGAAUGAAGAAAAUCAGAAAGAGAUCAUAGAGGUUGCUAUUCUUGCCGCAAAGUGCUUGAGACUCAAUGGGGAGGAGAGGCCUAGCAUGAAGGAAGUGGCAAUGGAGUUGGAGGCAAUAAGGCAAGUGGCGAAGCACCCAUGGAUCAGUGGAGACCAAAAUCUGGAGGAGAACCAAUUCUUGCUUCAUGAGGCAUCAUCUAGCAUUUUUGAACUUGGUGAUAGCAGCAGCCAUCAAUAUACUGGGUAUGACACCAUGAGGGAUUGUGUAGUAAUUGCCUUGGAUAAUGGACGAUGA
This is a messenger RNA of Cajanus cajan (pigeon pea), 2160 nucleotides long. NCBI's taxonomy places the organism in Eukaryota, Viridiplantae, Streptophyta, Magnoliopsida, Fabales, Fabaceae. The record is from RefSeq and is a predicted model, not a curated record.